UCGUUUCAGCUCUCCGUUUAUUACGUCUUGCAGGGAUGAAAGCUGCGGCUGCAGAGGAGUUCUUGGUUCUGCCAUGGCCCAGCAACAGCGGCGGCGGGUCAGAGCCUGGGCCCGGAGGGGAAGGUUAUGGAGCUGUGCUGUUGAAGUGUGGAGCUGCUGUGGGAGUCACUCUGAUCUGUGUGGUCGUGCUCAGGAAAUGGAUUUCAGGAGGAGUGUGUCGAUGUUCCGUCCGGCUGGACGGAAAGACUGUUCUUGUGACCGGAGCAAACACAGGCAUUGGUAAAGAGACCUGCAGAGACCUGGCUGGGAGAGGAGCCCGGGUGGUGAUGGCGUGCAGGGAUCUGACCCGGGCGGAACGAGCGGCAGAGGAGGUCCGGCACUCAACAGGAAAUGGCAACGUGGUGAUCAGACACCUUGACCUUGCCUCUGUUUAUUCGGUCUCCCAGUUUGCCAAGGACUUCCUGGACAGUGAGGAAAGAUUGGACAUCCUGAUUAACAAUGCAGGUGUGAUGAUGUGUCCCAGGUGGAUCACUGAAGAUGGCUUUGAGACUCAGCUGGCUGUCAAUCAUCUUGGUCACUUCCUGUUGACAAAUCUUCUGCUGCCAUUGCUUAAAAGCUCCGUCCCCAGCCGUGUGAUCAACGUGUCAUCCAUCGCCCACCAGGGGGGUAUGUCCUUUGAACUAAGCCUCUUAAAUGUUUAUGUGAUGUUUUUGAUCCCUGCAGAUGGUGAUUGUUCUGUGUUCUGGUUCUCAGGUCGUAUCGAUUUUGAUGACCUAUUCUUCAGCAGAAGACCAUACAGCGCCCUGGAGAGCUACAGACAGAGCAAGCUGGCCAACGUCCUGUUCACCCGGGAACUGGCCCGUCGGCUCAAAGGCUCCGGCGUGUCGGCGUUCUGUCUCCACCCCGGGGUGAUCCGGACAGAACUCAGUCGCCAUGUAGAGGGCUGGUUCCCUCUGCUGGGAGCACUGCUGAGGAUUCCUGCUUGGCUGCUAAUGAAGACCCCAAAAGAGGGCAGCCAGACCACCGUGUUCUGUGCCGUGACGCCGGGCCUCGAGGAACUAUCGGGCAAAUACUUCUGCGACUGUGCAGAGAAGGAGGUGGCACCGGAAGGUCGGGAUGAUGAAGCAGCCCAGAGGCUGUGGGAGGAGAGCGCUCGAUUGGUCAGACUGAACGACACAAACUGACCUCUGAUGUGCAGAGAUAGAAAAUUAAAGAGAUGGCAGCAGCACCCCCUUCUGGACAAAGGCAAGAAGGGAUGAGCAUUUCCCUCAGGUGCUGACAAGGAAUCCUAGUUCUCCAUCUGCUUGGAGCGGAGCAGCAGCACUGCAACAGGACAGUUUCCCUAUACUUUUUUUUUUUUAACCAAAGAUUUAUUGUGAUGAGAAACCAUCUUGUCCUGCUCCCGCUUUGACUGUUUGACCUAAAACAGGUUGACCAAUCACAUUGUAGUAUGAUGGUUUCAGGAGGAAAAGCGUAUAUCUACUACUGUCAUAUGAGUUUAAGUACUAACUGGUUGCUGCUAUGGCGAUAGAGUACAUAUACCAGCCGUCGCAGGUUCGAGUCCGAGCCUGCCAACUGUCAUUGAAUGCCUCUCCCCACUCUUGUAACACGCUUUCCUGUCUGCAUACUGUCAAAUAAAGGCCGCUUGUGCUGAA
This is a messenger RNA of Cyprinodon tularosa, 1655 nucleotides long. RefSeq names its product retinol dehydrogenase 13 (gene crdhl). The transcript has 6 exons. The record is from RefSeq and is a predicted model, not a curated record. NCBI's taxonomy places the organism in Eukaryota, Metazoa, Chordata, Actinopteri, Cyprinodontiformes, Cyprinodontidae. The coding region runs from base 36 to 1184 and encodes 382 amino acids.